Molecule: messenger RNA, 2886 nt
Organism: Colletotrichum destructivum
Lineage: Eukaryota; Fungi; Ascomycota; Sordariomycetes; Glomerellales; Glomerellaceae
Product: Putative glycoside hydrolase, family 3, glycoside hydrolase family 3 domain, immunoglobulin
Exons: 5
Coding region: 141-2792 (883 amino acids)
Biological process (GO): glucan catabolic process
Molecular function (GO): beta-glucosidase activity
Source: RefSeq, a predicted model, not a curated record
CUUCCUUUACACGACUUCUCAGUGCCAUUGAACGCCGUGCCACUGACUCGGAUUGACCUGGAACUGCUUCCUGUUGUAGUUCUCUCGAUAUCCAGAUUCCCGGCAUACACUGCCCAACCAGGCAGCCGACAGGUCUCACAAUGAGGACUCAGGCUCUGGUCGUUGCCCUCUUGGCAGCAACUGAUUACGCUGCCGCCGUGACUCCGGACGCAAGGUUGCACAAGCGCGAUCUCGCAUACUCGCCGCCAGUUUACCCGUCACCAUGGAUGGACCCCAGUGCCGACGGCUGGGCUGAGGCUUAUGUCAAAGCGAAGGACUUCGUGUCCCAGCUGACUCUCCUUGAGAAGGUCAACUUGACAACCGGAGUUGGCUGGCAAGGAGAUGUGUGCGUCGGCAACGUUGGGUCUAUUCCCCGACUGGGGCUUCGCGGCCUUUGCAUGCAGGAUGGCCCUGUGGGUGUCCGCUUCUCCGACUACAACUCCGUUUUCCCCUCGGGCCAGACCGCCGCGGCGACCUGGGACCGAAGUCUGAUCUACCGCAGAGCUGAAGCCAUCGGGUUCGAGCACCGUGCCAAGGGUGUCGACGUUGUUCUGGCCCCUGUUGCUGGGCCCAUCGGCCGCGCGCCAACUGGAGGUCGUAACUGGGAGGGAUUCUCUGUCGACCCGUACCUUACAGGUAUUGCCAUGGCUGAGUCGGUCAAGGGUAUCCAGAAGCACGCGAUCGCAUGCGCCAAGCAUUUCAUCGGCAACGAGCAGGAGCAUUUCAGACAAGCGCCCGAGGCCAUCGGCUACGGAUACAACAUCACCGAGUCCUUGUCAUCCAACAUCGACGACAGAACCAUGCACGAGCUGUACAUGUGGCCCUUUGCGGAUGCCAUCCGCGCCGGUGUCGGUUCUAUCAUGUGCUCCUACAACCAAGUCAACAACUCGUAUGGCUGCCAGAACUCGAAGCUUCUCAACGGUCUCCUGAAGGAAGAGCUCGGCUUCCAGGGUUUCAUCAUGUCCGAUUGGCAAGCUCAACAUGCAGGAGCUGCUACCGCUGUUGCUGGCCUCGACAUGGCUAUGCCUGGUGAUGUGCUCUUCAACACGGGAACAACAUUCUGGGGCACCAACCUCACCGUAGCCGUCCUCAACGGCACCGUCCCCGAGUAUCGCCUCGACGACAUGGCUCUGCGCAUCAUGGCUGCCUUCUUCAAGGUUGGCUUCGAGGUGAAGACGUUGCCCGACAUCAACUUCUCUUCAUGGACCAAGGACACCAUCGGACCUGUUCAGUACUACGCCAAGGAGAAUGUUAAGGUCAUUAACCAGCAUGUCGACGUCCGCAACGGCAGAGAUCACGCCAAUCUCAUUCGUGAGAUCGCUGCCAAGGCUACGGUCCUGUUGAAGAACGAAGGCGCCCUGCCACUCCAGAAGCCCAAGUUCCUGGCCGUCAUCGGUGAGGAUGCCGGCCCCAACUCUCGGGGCCCCAACGGAUGCGCCGAUCGCGGCUGUAACUCAGGAACCUUGGGAGCCGCGUGGGGAUCAGGCUCGAGCGAAUUUUCUUAUCUUAUUACUCCUGAUCAAGGGCUUCAAGCGCGGGCGAUCGCGGAUGGCAGCCGGUACGAGAGCAUCCUCAGCAACUACGAAACCGCGGCUACUACGGCCCUGGUCUCGCAGGCAGAUGCCACAGCCAUUGUGUUUGUCAACGCAAACAGUGGUGAGGGUUACAUCAAUGUCGGCGGUAACGAAGGUGACCGGCAGAAUCUGACGCUCUGGAACGCGGGCGACGAGUUGGUCAAGAACGUGUCAUCGAUCAACAACAACACCAUCGUCGUCAUCCAUUCGUCGGGCCCUGUCUUGCUGACCGACAUGUACAACAACCCCAACAUCACGGCGAUUGUGUGGGCCGGUCUUCCGGGCCAAGAGUCGGGUCACUCGAUCACGGACGUGCUUUACGGAGACGUCAACCCCGGAGGCAAGUCCCCGUUCACGUGGGGCCCCACCCGCGAAAGCUACGGCGCCGACGUCUUGUACGAGCCCAACAACGGUGAGGGCGCUCCUCAGGACGACUUUACCGAGGGGGUCUUUAUCGACUACCGCUACUUCGAUCGGGCCACUUCCGGGUCCAGCGGCAACGGAACAUACCGGAACUCCACUGGCGCGGCUCCCAUCUAUCCCUUCGGCUUUGGCCUUUCGUACACGACUUUUGAGUACUCCAACUUGGUAGUGACUCCCGGAAACGCGGGCGAAUACACACCAACGACGGGCGAGACGGCGGAGGCGCCGACAUUUGGCAACUACAGCACCGACCCGGCGGAAUACGUGUUCCCAAGCGACAAGUUCCGUUACAUCUACAACUUCAUCUACCCCUACCUGAACACAACGGACAUUCGCGAGUCUGCCAACGACCCGACGUUUGGACAGGCGGCCGACGAGUUCCUGCCUCCCCGGGCGCUCGAGAGCAGCCCCCAGCCCAAGCACCCGGCAUCAGGCGCCCCUGGUGGCAACCCUCAGCUUUGGGACGUCUUGUACACCGUGACGGCGACGGUCACCAACACGGGCGGUGUUGCCGGCGACGAGGUUGCGCAGCUGUACGUGUCACUCGGCGGCCCGGAGGACCCGGUCAAGGUGCUGCGCGGCUUCGAGCGACUCCCUAUCGAGCCCGGUGCGUCGGCGACUUUCAGGGCGGAGAUCACGAGGCGCGAUCUCAGCAACUGGGACACGGUGAGCCAGAACUGGGUCAUCAGCAAGUACCCGAAGAAGGUGUGGGUGGGAAGCUCGUCUCGAGACUUGCCGCUGAGCGCGUCUCUUUAGGUGGUUGGAAAAAGUGCAGGUGAUGGUAUCUUCAAUAGUUUCUAAUCCAUCAUGAUUAACUUGGUGCCUGGUAUCGUCUUAUUGUUGUGACAGU